AUGAAUGAAAGCGAAUCAAGCCAAUUCAUUGGUAGACUCACCUCCCUGUUCACUGGUCACCGAAUAAAACGAACUCCAUCGCCAAAACGAAUAACUGCAAAAAAAUUUGGCCGAAGU
Molecule: messenger RNA, 117 nt
Organism: Mesorhabditis belari
Lineage: Eukaryota; Metazoa; Nematoda; Chromadorea; Rhabditida; Rhabditidae
Source: the annotation of a GenBank genome assembly